This is a messenger RNA of Mus caroli (Ryukyu mouse), 409 nucleotides long. The record is from RefSeq and is a predicted model, not a curated record. NCBI's taxonomy places the organism in Eukaryota, Metazoa, Chordata, Mammalia, Rodentia, Muridae.
GAGAAAGAGAUCUGAGGUCAUUCUUGGGGCUCACUCGCGCAAUAAGGAGCCGGAACAACAGAUAUUCACUGUUAAGAAAGCAUUUCCCUAUCCAUGCUAUGACCAAGAUACACAUGAGGGGGAUCUACAACUUGUACGGCUAGAGAAAAAAGCAACAAUUAACAGAAAUGUGGCUAUCCUUCCCCUACCUAAAAAGGGGGAUGAUGUGAAACCCGGAACCAGAUGCCAAGUAGCAGGGUGGGGGAGAUUUGACAGUGAGUCACCUCCCUCUGAUACUCUGAGAGAAGUCAACAUCACUGUCAUAGACAGAAAAGUCUGCAAUGAUGAAAAACACUAUAAUUUGCAUCCUGUAAUUGGUCUAAACAUGAUUUGUGCAGGGGACCUCCAUAAUAGUAAGGGCUCAUGCAAG